Messenger RNA from Doryrhamphus excisus (bluestripe pipefish), 5758 nucleotides. Lineage: Eukaryota; Metazoa; Chordata; Actinopteri; Syngnathiformes; Syngnathidae. The record is from RefSeq and is a predicted model, not a curated record.
AUGUAAUAUAAUAAUAGUCAAAAUCUGUGCAUAAUAAUAUUCCAAAUAAUGUUUAGAUUAAUCAUAAAUAUAACAAUACGUUUAAUAAAAUGGUUGUUUUUAUUAUGCAUAUUAAUAUUUUUAAAAUGAAGUUCAAUGGUGCAGAGUGUUCAAGCAGCGACCCAAUUGGACGUGUUGUGGGUUAGUAGGCUGGAGUCCACGCAGACAAGUGGAGCAGUCCCGUGUCGGCUCCGUGGGCACACUUCUCCGUGUCACGUGUAGCUGCUCUUUGUAAAGGUUAACGCGGCUGUGCGGUCCUCCGGCUGCGUUAACCCUUCAGUCGCCGCCUGAGAAGCGUGUCAGUAAGACAUGACCGAGCCGUGAAUGCGUCCUUUGCGGAUUUGGAUACUGAUUUUUGUAUUUUUUGUGGCUUAUUUAAGAAGAAGAUGGUGACGCGUGUAGAAUGGGCAGGUUCACCGGCUUUGGAUGUCGCAAGCUUUUAAUCUCUCCAUCAGCCGUGGAAAGAACAGAGGGAGAGCGAGCGAGCGAGCGAGCGAGCGAACGUUCCCCAAGAGACUGACGCACCAAGAUUCAUUGACUGCAAUACGUGAAUGGACGCUGAGCCCAAAGCUACAAGUGAAUAAAUGAGGGUUGCAAAUGCUGAGCUCCAACUCUUCCUGAUCUUCUUGGCUAAUUUGGACACUUGAGUCCUGGACUUGCAAUAAAACAGACUGAUCAAGAUCCCGGAGAACAUCUGGAAAAAGGUGUUCUUCAUCCUAAUCGCUGACUUUGUUGUUUUGUCCGGUCAACAUUUCAAACUGGCUACCACAAGAAAAGAAUGGAGAAUCUAACUUCAGCCCUCAAAAACUCAGGAAGUAACAUAAACUGCCUUGAGACCUUCAGCGGUUAUGAAGAGUCUCUACCCCCUCUCCAAGGGACUCCGACUCGCCUGGGCCGCAUCAUCAAACCCAAACCCAAUGCAACCUGCAGGCGAAAGCGGGAGUUCAUUUCGGAUGAGAAGAAAGACGCUUCCUAUUGGGAGAAACGGCGCAAGAACAACGAGGCGGCCAAGCGCUCCCGUGAGAAGAGGCGUCUCAAUGACAUGGUUUUGGAGAACCGUGUCAUUGCACUGAACGAUGAGAAUGUUAGGCUCAAGACCGAGCUGCUCCAACUGAAGCUGCGCUUCGGCCUUAUAAGCACCGCCUCUUACAUCGAAAAGAGCCAGCAGAUCAGCGUGACGGGCAAUAGCACAGGAAACGGAGGAUCCUCCUCUUCGUCGUCGUCCUCCACUCAGUACUACUCCAGCGGGUACUCCAGCAGCUCUCAGGUGAUGAUGAACUCUGACUCCUCUGAAACCGAGCAGUCCGGACGCAGCGACGGACACAGGCAGUUGGUGAAAUACUCCCCGCGCGGUUCCCUGUCUGACAUGUCUGACGGCUCCUCCAGAGAUAGCCCCGAGCCAAUUCCCUUCGAGAUCAAGCAAGAAGGCGACAGACUGGAGAUGGAUAUCACCAAUGGCACCACGACUCAGAUCAUGUUCAACAUCCACCGUGGUCUGGCGUCGGUACCCACUCAUCACCAGCUCCAGCAGCAUUCUCAGGAGAUGGAGGCUGCUUAUCACAGCCAGCAACAGCAGCAGCACCAUCUUCACCAUCAGGAGCCUGCUCCGACUAUCGCAAACCAGCCCGCUCCUCAACCGCCUGCUGCGCAGAGGAGUGUCAUUCUCUACGGCUCGAGCAGUGCCUCGUACCCCGUGGACGGCUUGACAAGAUCCCAGGAUAUCGACGUGCAAAAGCAGAGCGGCGGCAGCAGCCAGCAGUGUGUCAGCCGACAACCCCACUCCUUUGUAGAGAGCUCCACAGAGACUCUCACGGAGGUGACAAAACAGCUGGAGAGGAAAACAUUGGACUCUCCUCCGUACGAGCUCGCAGGCAGCCAGAAUGAAGCUGGAGAGAGACAAGUGUACAAAGUCUGCCGGCAGAAUCUGCCGGAGCAGCAAGAAGCCGUUUUGUCCACGGAGGUUAUCCACAGACAAGUGGAGGAAGUCAGCCAUCCCCACCUGUAUCACCACCAGCCUCAUCCUUCGUACCUCAGUGCCCAAGACGAGGAGCCCCCGGUUCUCGCCUACGAGGGUGAGCUUCCUAAUGAGGCUUACUACCAAGUCCAGUCAAGUUCCUCUGGUAAAGACACCUCAUCUAGCGACGGGGAUCCAAGGAGCUCUGACAAAGAGGCGUCUACCGACGAUGAAGAGUCUCCGUCGUUGUCGUCCUGCUCAGAUCUGGGCAACUACCCCAACCGACAUCUCAACAGCAUCCACCAGCCGGCCUCCCCUCAAACAUCAUCCCAGAGCUGCUCUCAAGCCCAGGGCCAGGGCCGGGACCACCAAGGAGAAGUGAAGGGCACAGCAUUACCCCACAAACUCAGACUCAAACACCGGGCCAUGAGCUCCGGAACCACUGGAGGCCAUUGCUCUGGCCAGGAGUCCCCGACCACCCCUCCCUCUGCCACGCCGCCACCCCUCCCGCAGCACCCUUAUUUAUCCCUGUCGCCACAGCAGAACAUUAAGAGCCUGAGCCCAGACGUGGCGUCCAAACUGGCAGCAUCAGAGGGGGAGGGCAAGAGGAGAGAGAACGGAAAAAAGGAGACAGGUGGACGACGGAACAAGAGGCGAGAUUAGGCGAUAUGGAAUUUGGUGACAGCUACGUAUUCUCCAGUGCUCUUUAAAGUAAAGACAAUUGCUCCCUGUCACUAUCCCGCCAUAAUGCCUUUACCCUGUGAUCCAAUCACCUCCUCUUAUUGGCGGGACACAAAGCUGAGCUUUUUUUUUUUUUACACCCUGAACCUCAAUGUCACCAAAAAGGCUGGACUUUUUGUCCUGUAGGACUGUAUCAUACUUGUGUAUAUUGUACAGAUUUGUCAUUUCUUACAUCCUCUCCAUACUUACAGAAGCACUUUUGUUUAUGUGAUGAGAGGAGGAAUGGAACUACCUAUACUUUUUCUACUUACGCCAUUAAUGCCAACACCAUAAAGCGUCAACGAGUCAAAGCACAUUUUGACCAAAAAGAAUGUAGAAAAUCAGUGUCACGCUUUAUGGGUACGUUUAAAAUUUGUCGCAUAUCUGUCUGGAGAUAAGAAACACAUGGCUGCAUAUGCCGUCAUUCAAAUCAAACGUUCCCUCAACCAAAGAAGCUCCAACACCCCCCGAUACUACAAAUUUCAAGUUCCAUACCUCUUCCCAGACCCUACCUCUAUGCCCCCUAAUUUCACAAAAGAUUUGCAUCACCUUUAUUUUUUAAGCACUUGCUUUGUAUAUUAAUGUGAUAUAUGAAUAUAUGUAUCUAUUAUAAAUAUAUAUUUUACAAGGAAAUUUGAAUACCAAUGCAACAAGGAUUUUUUGAAAUGACCAUCCUUUGAGGAAUCGGAAUGAAAUUACAGUGGAACCUCGGUUUUUGUCAUGAAACGUAUGGAAAGUGAAUCCAUAAGAAAUAAUGUAAAUCUAUUUCCCAACAUAUUUUACAGAGAAUUCAUUCAUUCAUUCAUUUUCUACCGCUUUUUCCUCAUGAGGGGUGCUGGAGCCUAUCCCAGCUGUCUUUGGGCGAGAGGCGGGGUACACCCUGGACUGGUCGCCAGCCAAUCACAGGGCACAUAUAGACAAACAACCAUUCACACUCACAUUCAUACCUAUGGACAAUUUGGAGUCGCCAAUUAACCUAGCAUGUUUUUGGAAUGUGGGAGGAAACCGGAGUACCCGGAGAAAACCCACGCAUGCACGGGGAGAACAUGCCAACUCCACACAGAGAUGGCCGAGGGUGGAAUUGAACCCUGGUCUCCUAGCUGUGAGGUCUGCGCGCUAACCACUCGCCCGCCGUGCCGCCUUUACAGAGAAUAAUCUGUUAAAAAUGUAUGUUGUGUGUCUUUGUCAAAGCAUUCCCUUUGCAACCAGUGUUAAAAGUAUCUACUUUUACUGUACACCACAAUCUUAUUGUACAGAUUCCUCAAACAUUCAGAAAUACGCAGUGCGCUUGAACAGGUCAUCAGUGAAUGACUCACUGUGCUUGUUAGGUGUAAGAAAGGCACACAUUGUUCUAGUUCUAGUGUGUGUGUUCUAGAAACAAAUAAAUAAACCACACACACACACACUGAGAUAAUUGAUGGCUGGAAUCUGUCUAUAGUGUCCCAACUUCCCAGAGACCAACAUGUAACAUUUUUAGCAAUAAUUUUUGGUCAAAAAUCCACCGAAAAGCGAGGUUCCACUGUACCGUACAGCCACGUUGUCUGAUGUUGCGACAGGACCCACUCAAAAUCAAAAAACGCCUCUCUUGCUUGUUACGCUUUAGCAUUAAUCCUUUGUUAAUGCCCUGUUUACACAGAAACGGCUGUCCAGUUUGGUGAGCCAACAGCACUGAAUGGAAAACAUUUUGUUUCCUGGGGCGAGUGCCUCGUUAAUUAAAAUGUUUGGAUUUGUUUUUAACCUUUAAACCAGCCUUUAAAAAUGUGGUGGAAUUCACCAGCUGCAGGUUAUAAUAAGCCUUUAGUUUAUUUGAGCUUUAUCGACCAUAUCUGUUGUCACCAUUCACUGGCCCAAUGUAUUUAUUUCCCUCUUCUCCACAUGCCCAUCACUGUAUAAAAAGCCCACGGGAACAUAAACAGAAUGUGUACAUACUUACAACUAAAAGAUCUGCAGCUUGGAGUUUGAACUGUGAUGUAGGCAUUUGACGCUCGGGGCUAAAUGUAGUGUAAGCUGCUAAGCUGUCGUGUAAAAAUGUACAAUUACUACACACUUAUUGACAAGUUGUAGUGAUCGUCGAGAUUCAUUUUGGAUACCGGAUAAGAUUGGCUUACUGCACGUCUCCAUCAGUCUGAAUAAUAAUGUAGACAAUCACAGCAUAGAUUGGAUCGCCCCAAUUGCCUCCAUUAUUCAGUUCUCACUGCAGUGCUGCUACACAGUGAUGUGUAGCCUGCACUGGAUCCAAGUGAAACAGAAAGUAUAUGUACCAUGUUUGGCUUUUUGGCACUUGUGUAUAAAUGUAAAGCUCCCUCACCCUUGAACAACACUGUAAUGUUUAUUUCAUUGUUUGUUUGGGUUUUUUUUUUAUAUCCUCUUUUUUCGUCAAGGUGUUGUUCAGUUUCCCGCUAUACUGUGUCUUUUUUCCUAUUGACCGUGAUGACAUGUAUUUGCCUCAUAGCACCCCCCCCCCCCCCCCCCCCACCCCCCCACCCAACCUCCACGCCCCUGCUUUUCAGUGUGUAUUAAUCAGUAACGUUUGUGGUUUUGCUGAUGGUUUUAUGAAAAAUAAAAACAGGCACAGGUGAUGUGGUGUUUGAGAUGGGUAGUGGUUGGUCUGGCUGGUCAUUACCAUUGCUUCCUUUUGACAUGAAUAUGUAUGUAAUGACACUAAUGUGGAAGAUGGGAGCAUUUCAAGAUCGAAAAAGAAAUAAAAAGAAUGUUGACCCAAAUGAAAAGUCGAUUUUUUUUACUGUGCUAAAUAGCUAGACUGUGUAGACUGUGUUAGAAUUCUGACCAAAGCAGCACCGAAAUGAGUCCUGGUCCUUCAGCAAGAAGUUUGGUGAGAAAGAGAGAAUGCCUCAAAUCUUGGGAGAGAACCUCCUAGCUUCAGCCAGAACGUGGAACAUUCCUCUAGCUCCUCUUGUGGCACAUUUUAAAAAAUAUAAAAAAAAAACUGUAAUUUUAAAAGAAUAAAGUCAAAAUUCUAAGAGAAAAAAGUUGUUCUGGAACAAGAAAAACAUGUAAUUUUAUCAGUUUUAUAUGUUGGAAAAU